Metopolophium dirhodum (rose-grain aphid) is the source of this 669-nucleotide messenger RNA. RefSeq names its product gastrula zinc finger protein XlCGF49.1-like. Gene Ontology annotation, molecular function: RNA polymerase II cis-regulatory region sequence-specific DNA binding; DNA-binding transcription activator activity, RNA polymerase II-specific. Gene Ontology annotation, biological process: regulation of transcription by RNA polymerase II. The record is from RefSeq and is a predicted model, not a curated record. Gene Ontology annotation, cellular component: nucleus. The transcript has a single exon. The coding region runs from base 1 to 669 and encodes 222 amino acids. NCBI's taxonomy places the organism in Eukaryota, Metazoa, Arthropoda, Insecta, Hemiptera, Aphididae.
AUGAACACGGUUGACAGACCGUUCUUGUGUGACGUAUGCGACAAGGCUUUCACCACAAAUGGAACCCUUACAAGACACCAGCGGACACACAUGGGUGAGAGACCGUACCUGUGUAACGUAUGUGAAAUGUCCUUCGCUAAUAAAGGAUCUCUGAAAACACACUAUCGGACGCAUACUGGGGAGAGACCGUAUCCGUGUGACAUAUGUGACAAGACUUUUGCCACAAACGGAACUCUGACAAUUCACCAACGGACGCAUACUGGGGAGAGACCGUAUCCGUGUGACAUAUGUGACAAGGCUUUCGCCACAAACGGAACUCUGACAAUUCACCAGCGGACGCACACGGGUGAGAGACCAUACCUGUGUGACAUAUGUGACAUGUCCUUCGCCACAAAAGGAACUCUCAUAAUUCACCAGCGGAUACACUCGGGUGAGAGACCGUACCUGUGUGAUAUAUGUGACAUGUCGUUUGCGAAUAGAUCCAAUCUGAAGUCACACCAGAGGACGCACAUGGGUGACAGGCCAUACUUAUGUGACGUAUGCAACAAGUCGUUCGUUCAAAGUGAUGAUCCGAUUUAUCACCAUCGGACACACCCACACCAGGAGCCACUAUUUUCCACGGACGCACCAAUAAAGGACAUAAUGCUGUCCAUUUGUAUUGUCUUAUGA